AUGAUAUUCGGUGGUGUCAACAAGUCAACUCCACUCAACGACAUACAUCUAUUCCAUACCGAACGAAAUCAAUGGUCUAAACUAGCUCCGGGCGCGUCAAUACUCGAUCAGACGACACCCUCCUCGAUCAACCAUAAUGACACAUCCGAACCAUCACCAACGACAAGAGGUCGUUCUGCAACAAUAUCACACCCUUCGACACCUGUCACAGAGUCUGGUCACCCCUUCAAGCAAGCAGUCCAUUCAGCCGCAGGUGGAAACUCACCGCGCAGUCACCAUUCGCCAAUCGUCCACCUUAUCAAUCGAUCACCUCUGGCGGCACAACAACAACUACUUCCACCAAUUGGCGGUACCACGGCAACAACAACUUCAACUACAUCAUCGACAUCAUCGCCAACAAAGUCAAUCACCAACGCCACAAACUUAGUGUACCCAACACCAAGAUCCAAUCAUACAUGUACCAUUGUUGGUUCAAAGGCAUUCAUAUUUGGUGGAUAUAAUGGUGAACAGUUGUUGAAUGAUCUGUAUGUUUUGAACUUGGAGACAUUGGAAUGGACAUUAGUAGAGUUGCAGGGCGAUGCCCCAUCGCCAAGAUGUGGACACUCAGCCGUGGCCAUCGGCACAAAGAUAUAUAUAAUCGGUGGCAGCUUGAUUGGUGUUGGCAAUCCGAUGCAAUCAUCAACAGAUCCAGAUAUUUAUAUAUUGGACACGGAGUAUUUGACAUGGACAUUGAUCAAGACACAUGGAUCUACACCAUCACCGAGAUAUGGACAUGUGUGUCUGGCAAUAUCAAGUAGAUUGAUCAUCAUUGGUGGUGCAGAGAAUUCCAACAACAAGAAGUCACAGAUAUGUACCAUGUACCAUGUGUUGGAGACUCUCAAGUUGGUGUUCAAGACGCCUUCCAGGAACCUGUUAAAUCGCAAUAACUCAUCAUCACUGAGUUUGAACUCCAAGCGACUUCAAACAUCUCUUGUCAACUUGUUCAAGGCUGCAUCAUCAUCACCUUCGACCACGCCAGAAGUCAUUGACCCGGCCACUUGCACAUUGAGUCCAGGAUUGGCCAAUGAUCGACUUCCCAGUCCAGGUGGAAGGGUAUCUGGGUUCAAGCCACCAUUGUCAUCUUCAUUGAACAUAUCACCAAGUCCAUCAGUGGCACUAUCACUCAAUCAACUUGAUAUUGCCAGUCCCAGUCCAGGUAGUAGUGAGCCAACAAUGCACUCCAACAUGGUAUCAUCGCCAAGUGAGUGUGAUAUUCCAGCCAUUGCCAUUGGUGAAUGCUGCUCAUCGACCGCAUGCCAUCUACGAUAUAGUGUAAUGCGUGAUCUCUACCUCGAGAGCAAACAGAUGUACAAAGAGGAGUUGGAGAGAAGAUUGAAGUUGGAACAAAUCAUCGAGUCAUCAAUGCGCAAUGUCAAGACCAGUGGCAGUGGCAGUGGCACACCAAUCAAGAAUCAGCAGGUGAUGGAGAUGUAUGUGGAUGACUUUGCCAGAGAGCUGAGUAGAUAUGAGAAGAGAUUGAAGUGGGAGGAGAUGGCCAAGCGUGAGACGAGACAACAGUUGGUCAAUCUACGCGCCAAGUUUGAAGUCCUGUCAAACUCUGUUGGUGGCAUACCAUCAUCAUCAUUACUCUCUGAUUCAAUGAGUGAUAUUAGUGAUAACAGCAUGGAUUCCAGGUCCAACAAGUGUAUCGAGGUCGAUCCCGAGGACAUUAGCAUCGAUGGACCAUUCAACUCUACACCGAACUUGGCAACAGCAGAGUCCAAUGUGACACCAGGUGUCAAGCGCACUCUAACGGCCAACUCAUUGCAUCAACGAUCGUCAUCACAUCCAAUCCAGUUCCUCAAUGGUCUCAAGAAGAAGGAGAAAGAGAAGGAGAAGGAGAAGGAGAAGGAGAAGGAGAAGGAUGUUGGUAGCAAGUCACCAUCAGAGACACCCAAGAGUGGACACAAUCAUAUAUUGAAGUUCCUCAAAUCAAAGAAGGGCAAUCGUAACUCGGUACAAUUCGAUCGUACUCCAGUGACCAUGGUGGAGGAUGAUCAGGAUCCAGUGAUAGUUAUCAGUCCAAUGAAUGGACAUAGAUCACCGAUCAAGGAAGAGUCGUCAUCAUCAUCCAAUGACGAGUCAUCAACAUUCAUGGAUGGAUCAUCAGUGUCAUCAGUGCUAGACGAUGCACAUAGUGAUAAUGGUGCCGACAAGAAGUCCAGAAGGAAACAAUUAUCACAAUCACUCAAGAGUAUAUUGACAACAUCAAACAACAACAAGGUUGAGAAGGAGGUCGAAGAGAAGAAGAAGGACAAAGACAAGAGGAUAAGCAUGAAGCUCAAGAUCUUUGGUUCAAAGUCCAAAGAGACCAUCCCAUUCCGUAUCGAGAUAUUUGACAAGCUCAUCAGUCACCUGGAGGCGAAUGCCAUUGAGAUAGAGGGUAUAUUCAGGAUGUCUGGCAACAUGGAUACAGUGAGACAUAUUGUAAAGUCAUUUACACAACAGGAACCAAAUCUCAACUAUGAGGUACACAAUAUCUCCAAUGCACUCAAGCAUUACCUGAGAGCACUCGAUCCUCCACUGAUACCCUAUGACUUCUUCAUUCCAAUGUUGGAUGCAUGGAAGAAUGAAGAUGCAGAGACUAUUAGGAAUAUAUGUUGGAAGAUACCGACUGCCAAUAGAUUGGUAUUGAAUAACUUGGUGGCAUUGUUGGUCAAGAUUGCACAGAGAUGUGAUGUGAACAAGAUGGACACAAAGAAUCUUAGUAUUGUAUUUGGGCCAACCAUUAUGAGACCAAGGAUACAGACACUGGAUAGAAUGGAAUUGAUGAGUGAGACACAGAUACAAUGUGGAAUCAUGCAGACUCUCAUAGAAGACUUUGCCUACAUCUUUGAAGAGACGCCACAAUGUCUGCCACAGUCAUUCACGCAUGCAGACUGUGCCGAGAAAGCCAACUUUGAGCGAGUUGAGUUAGAGAUUGACUCGACAACCACUCCAUUCUCAUCAUCACCAUCACCAUCAUCCCAACUAUCAACUAGCUUGCCUCAGUUCAUUGAUAACAUAUCUGUACAAUGA
Acytostelium subglobosum LB1 is the source of this 3057-nucleotide messenger RNA. RefSeq lists its product as hypothetical. Gene Ontology annotation, molecular function: protein binding. The record is from RefSeq and is a predicted model, not a curated record. The transcript has 3 exons. Gene Ontology annotation, biological process: signal transduction. The coding region runs from base 1 to 3057 and encodes 1018 amino acids. Lineage: Eukaryota; Evosea; Eumycetozoa; Acytosteliales; Acytosteliaceae.